This is a messenger RNA of Leptonychotes weddellii (Weddell seal), 345 nucleotides long. NCBI's taxonomy places the organism in Eukaryota, Metazoa, Chordata, Mammalia, Carnivora, Phocidae. The record is from RefSeq and is a predicted model, not a curated record.
AUGCGGAGCGCGCUGAGCUGGUGCGCGGUAGCCCGCGCCCUGGUCCUAGCCGGCCUCUGGCUGGCCGCAGCCGGGCGCCCCCUAGCCUUCUCGGACGCGGGGCCGCACGUGCACUACGGCUGGGGUGAGCCCGUCCGCCUACGGCACCUGUACGCCGCCGGCCCCCACGGCCUCUCCAGCUGCUUCCUGCGCAUCCGCGCCGACGGCGGCGUUGACUGCGCACGGGGCCAGAGCGCGCACAGUCUGCUGGAGAUCAGGGCAGUCGCUCUGCGGACCGUGGCCAUCAAGGGCGUGCACAGCGUCCGGUACCUCUGCAUGGGGGCCGACGGCAGGAUGCAAGGGCUG